Molecule: messenger RNA, 7813 nt
Organism: Neoarius graeffei (lesser salmon catfish)
Lineage: Eukaryota; Metazoa; Chordata; Actinopteri; Siluriformes; Ariidae
Product: NLR family CARD domain-containing protein 3-like
Exons: 16
Coding region: 285-3530 (1081 amino acids)
Molecular function (GO): protein binding
Source: RefSeq, a predicted model, not a curated record
UGAGUAGGUGUGAUCACGUGACAACAAACAGCCAAACGACGACAACAACAACAACAGUCCAGAGAAAAACACUUUAUUUGGUGUUGGAACUUGGAUAACUGAUGAGUCAUACUCAGCGCCAUUUUGUUGCUGUUGGAAAAAGGAAAAAAACUUCAACAUCAGGCAGAAACGGCGACAUUAAUGUCACCCAACACGGACUGCUGACUAAAAAGUAUAAUUAAUUCCAGCAGAAGAGAUCGUCAUCUUCAGGAAUCAGCAGUGUGUCCAUAUACUAAUAUUCAAAAAUGGAGAGACGUGACCGAGACACAGAUAAUAUGACCCCGCCCUCAGAAAAGUGGUUGAGGGACCGUGGUGUCUCAGAUGAAGGCCCUGCUGCUGUUCCGCCGAUGGUAAACGCCCCAGGCGUAAUGGUGCUGGACAAUGCAAUGGAAGAUAAUGAAAAAGAGGAUAUCCUCUCUACUGUUGAGGAUGAUGAACGAGAGGGACCGAUUGAACCCCAGGUAAAGAGAUCAGACUCACCAACACCCAGCUGUGUCUCCAUGAAGAGUGAUGGGUCUAUGGAGAUUCCUUGGACAUUUAAAAAACCCUCAUGUGAACACAGAAAGCUCCAGGUAAAGAGAUCAGACUCGCCAGAACCCAGCUGUGUCUCCAUGAAAGGUGAUGGGUCUAUGGAGAUUCCUUGGACAUUUAAAAACCGCUCAUCUGAACACAGAAAGCUCCAGGUAAAGAGAUCAGACUCACCAGAACCCAGCUGUGUCUCCAUGAAAGGUGAUGGGUCUAUGGAGAUUCCUUGGACAUUUAAAAACCCCUCAUCUGAACACAGAAAGCUCCAGGUAAAGAGAUCAGACUCGCCAGAACUCAGCUGUGUCUCCAUGAAAGGUGAUGGGUCUAUGGAGAUUCCUUGGACAUUUAAAAACCGCUCAUCUGAACACAGAAAGCUCCAGGUAAAGAGAUCAGACUCACCAAAACCCAGCUGUGUCUCCAUGAAAGGUGAUGGGUCUAUGGAGAUUCCUUGGACAUUUAAAAACCCCUCAUCUGAACACAGAAAGCUCCAGGUAAAGAGAUCAGACUCGCCAGAACCCAGCUGUGACUCCAUGAAAAGUGAUGGGUCUAUGGAGAUUCCUUGGACAUUUAAAAACCGCUCAUCUGAACACAGUGUUCUACAGAAGGCGGGUGACCGAAGAGAAAAGAUCAUCAUCACAGAUACGGGACACGCCCCAGAAUCUGCUGCUGGAAAUGAGGUCCAGAAAAAGUUCAAAUUAAAUCUGAUGGAGAAGUUUCAGUGUUUAAAUGAAGUGAUGGUAAAACAGGACAACCGAGCGCUCCUGAAUGAGAUCUACACAGAACUCUACAUCACCGAGGGAGACAGUGGAGACAUCAAUAAAGAGCACGAGGUGAGACAGAUUGAGGUGGCGUCCAGGAGAAAAUCAACAGAGGAAACACCAGUCAAAUGCAAUGACCUCUUUAAGCCCUUAUCUGAAGAAGACGAACCCAUCAGAACUGUACUGACAAAGGGAGUGGCUGGUAUCGGAAAAACAGUCUCUGUGCAGAAGUUCAUUGUGGACUGGGCUGAAGGGAAAGCAAAUCAGGACGUCCACCUCAUAUUUCCACUUCCUUUUAGAAAGCUGAAUCUGAUGAAGGACCAGAAACUGAGUCUAAUGGAGCUCCUUCAUGUCUGUUUUAAGGAAACAAAAGAAACAGAAAUGUCCAGGUUGGGAAAGGUUCUGUUUGUUUUUGAUAGAUUGGACGAGUGUCGUUUCCCUCUGGAUUUCCAGAACACAGUGAGUGUGUGUGAUGUAACUGAAUCAGCAGCAGUGCAUGUGCUACUGAUAAACCUGUUCAAAGGGAAUCUGCUUCCCUCUGCUCUCAUCUGGAUCACCUCCCGACCAGCUGCAGCUGAUCAAAUCCCCUCUGAGUAUGUCCACCGAGUCACAGAGGUACGAGGGUUCCGUGACCCACAGAAGGAGGAGUACUUCAGGAAGAGGAUCAGUGAUCAGAGCCUGGCUGAGAACAUCCUCACACACCUGAAGUCAUUAAGAAGCCUCUACAUCAUGUGCCACAUCCCAGUCUUCUGCUGGAUUUCAGCCACUGUCCUAGAGAGAAUGUUGGGUGAAGCAGAGAGUGGAGAGAUCCCCAAGACUCUGACUCAAAUGUACACACACUUCCUCAUCAUUCAGACGAACAUCAUCAGAGAAAAGUACUCAAAGAAGCAGGAGAGUGAUGAAGAAAUGCUUCUCAAACUGGGAAAACUGGCUUUUCAGCAGCUGAAGAAAGGCAACCUGAUCUUCUAUGAGGAAGACCUGAGAGAGUGUGGCAUUGAUGUGACAGAAGCAGCAGUGUACUCAGGUGUGUGUACGCAGAUCUUCAGAGAGGAGGUUGGGCUUCACCAGAGUAAAGUCUACUGCUUUGUUCAUCUGAGCGUUCAGGAGCAUCUGGCAGCUCUGUAUGUGCAUCUGACCUUCAUGAAGGAAAAGAGAAAUGUUCUUGAUCAGAGUCGGUCCGUUCAGACAGUUUCAGAUGUACACAGGAGUGCUGUAGAUCAGGCCUUAAAAAGUCAGACUGGACAUCUGGAUCUGUUCCUCCGCUUUCUUCUGGGUCUCUCACUGGAGUCCAAUCAGAAACUCUUACAUGCCAUGGUAACACAGACAGGAAGUAGCUCCCAGAGCAAACAAGAAACAGUUCAGUACAUUAAGGAGAAGAUCAAUGAAAAGCUUCCUGCAGAAAAAUCCAUCAAUCUGUUCCACUGUCUGAAUGAGCUGGGUGACACUUCUCUCGUGGAGGAACUCCAGCGCUACCUGAAAUCUGGAAAACAAAGUGAACUCUCUCCUUCCCAGUGGUCUGCUCUGGUGUUUGUGUUACUGACUUCAGCACAGGAGCUGGAGGAGUUUGACCUGAGUAAAUAUACCAGUACAGAGAAGAUACCAGAGUGGGUUCUUGUGCAGGUGAUGCCUGUGAUUGCAGCAUCCAGAAAAGCAAUUAUCCGUUGUGAUGCAAUUAAACGGAGAAGUGGAACAGCUCUGAUCUCAGUGCUCAACUCAGAAACCUCCAGUCUGAGAGAACUGCAUCUGACUGUGAAUACACUGGAUCUGUCUGAGAAUAAACUAGGAGACUCCGGAGUGAAGCGUCUCUGUGCUGUACUGGAGAAUCCUCACUGUAAAGUGAAGAUACUGAGGUUGCGGAAAUGUCAUGUCUCAGGUGAAGGCUGUGCUGCUCUGUGUUCAGCUCUGAGAGCAAAUCCCUCACACCUGAGCAAACUAGAUCUGGCCUUUAAUGAACUCGGAGACUCAGGAGUGAAGAGUCUCUGUGCUGUACUGGAGAAUCCUGACUGUAAAUUGGAGAAACUGAGGUUGGGUGAUUGUGGUGUGUCAGAUGAAGGCUGUGCUGCUCUCGCUUCUGCUCUGAGAUCAAACCCCUCACACCUGAGAAAACUGGAUCUGUGUAAGAAUAAAAUAGGAUCCUCAGGAAGGAAGCUGCUCUCUGCUCUUAAGGAUGAUAAACAUUACAAACUUGAGACACUCAGGUUUUGGUGAUGAACAUCUGUGUGUGAUGAAGACUCUCGUGUUCCUGCAUUUCCAUGUUGGGGAACAGACAACACAUUCAUAAACCUGUCAGUUACUGAGUUAUAAAUAACACGAGUACAUGUAGCUACGCUGGAGUCAUUCUGAAACCAGCAGUUCAGAGCUGGGAAUUUCUCACUCUACAAGUUCCAUGCCUUAAUAAACACUCCAUGAUCAGUUUCGUAGUCAUAAUGCUAGAAAUAACCUGCGUAUAUGAAAUUCUGGGAAACUGGGCAAAUUUGGAAAGGUUCUGGUCUGUUUUAAACACUUAGGGUUCUUGCUUUUAAAGGACCCAUGGCAUGGUGGUUUGUUGAUGCUUUAAACUGGAUCGUGGAGGCUUCCGGAUGUUAUAUCCGCAGCCUUUCUCGAAAUGAACCCGCGAAACGUAGAUAUAGCCUCCUGGAAGAAAGCCCCAUUUCAGCCCUUUUCCCAGUGCGUCGUUUUGCUAAAGAGAAGCAUGGAGGCAGGGAAGGGUAGAGGGUGGGGGCGUGCCAUGGGGGGAGGGGCUGCCGUCUGCCUCCCAAGCCGGCCAAGAGCGCUCCUCGUCAGGCAUGGCCAGGUGGGCGAAUGCCCUGGUCCGUCCGCCCUGUCUAAAAAAAAAAAAAAAAAGGGUACAACUCGAGUCCAUGGUACAACUGGGACUUUGUCGGGUUUUUUUUCAGCCUGAGGCCCAUGGUAAAACUGAGCAGUUUUACAAUGGAGGAGUGGGGACUUUGCCAUUUCCUCCCCCCAACUCGCCCCUGGGAGAGUUGACUGAAGGGCUGCCCGCGCGACCUCGGCUCCCGACAAAAGAUUGGAUCUAGGGCUGACUUUCAAUGGAUCGCAGCGAUGGAGUUGCUCUGCCACUUACGACACCCCGGCCCAGAAUCAGGGAAAAAUACCGCGCGCUGACGUCAUUAAGGUGUGACGCGAGGAAAUAAAAUAAAUUCAACAAAUGUUUGGGUUUUUACUGAACAAACAAAAUGAACGAGUGACUUAAAAAAAAAGAAUGUGGGUGUCUUUGUAAGAACUGUUUUGAUUGGCUAUUAUAACAGAGGUAGCGCAGAGUACCUGGCUAACUGCAGGAAGCGGUUAGCUGCACAGCUAAUGUAGCCAUUGCAAAAGCACCGAUUUUAAAACACGGCAAAACGACUUAAGUUAUACACUUACUUGUUCGGUGUUUGUGGCUGAUGCGGCAGGGAUGCUUGGUACGGACCCAGGCUUCAGUGACAGUUGAUGUGCAAAACCUGCCCUGUACUGUCCCAAGUUGUGGAAACAUUCAUCAGGAAAAUGCUUCCGACAAACAUACACCGUCUUAGGUAGACUCGACGGCGUAUUAUUGAAGUAAAUAAAAUUAAGCCCCUGCGUCUUCAGGGGCUCUCCCGUCGGCAGUAAAAACAGACUCCUUUCUGUGUUGUCACAUCCAUGUACAGCGCAAUUUCCAUGUUUCGCUCGCUUAGGUGAUGCCAUGUUGUUGUGUCCUCUAUGGUCUCCUCACUACAGCAGGGCGGGCAAUCCAUACGGUGGGUGGGAAUCCAGAGGGGGGGCGUGGGGAUCAUCUCCCUUGCUGACGUAGUAAAGGGAAGAGUUUAUCAACGCGCCGUUUUGAAACGCCAUUCUCAAAUGUUGGGCAUAGUUUGGUUUACACAUUAUGAAAUUUCUAGCCACUGGGGUGACUUAAGAAGGUCAGAGGAACUCAUUUUAACAUUAAAAAACCUCAGAAAGUGAAAAUUUCAUGCCAUGGGACCUUUAACUAUAAAAGCUCCAAUAAAUCCGCAUCCUGUUAGCACUUCAACACUUCAGAGUCCUUGGGGUACACCUGAGGGGGGAAAAAACAGUUAAUAUGAAGCUCUUUGUUUACACAUCCAUCGGCACCAGGCCUGGAAUUUCAUCAUUUUAGGGGCAAGGCCACUUGGCCUUUUGUGCUGUCAAUUUUUUGAGGAUUUUAAGUUCACGUCUAUAAUGAAUUUAAUUUAAGGACUAAUGACUCUUCUGAGGAAGACUGGAGUCCCAGUCGAAACUAUCAAGUUUAGAUGUGUUCAGUAUCUUCAGACAUAAGUGUAGUAGAUUUUUUUUUACCUGCUUAUCAAUCCAUCACUCACUUCAAAAAUUGUAAAACUUAAACCUAUAUCCUCCCAUAAUUUUUGUGCAAGAGUAUCUUCAGACUGUACUACUACGCAGAUUUUUGAUUAAUCAAAAUUGAGCCUGGAGUACAUCAAAAUGUUUGACUGUAAAUGGAACAUAUACUAGAAUGUAUAUGAAAAUGAAUAAAAGUAAAUGUUAAUGUUGUAAUGACGCCAAAAACAAUGAGAGAAAAUCUCUUGCGAUGGUGAUCUCGUCAAGAUAGCAGCAGUUACACUUCGGUUAAACCACAAAAAGAAACAUACAAUACUAGUAACAAAACAAUGCUAACUGCAUAGAUUAAAAAAGUGGCGAUGAACAGACAUCAUAUUACGGCAGGAACAAGCAGUAGUAACAUCCAUGACCUUACGCUUAAAGCUCGACAAAGGAAAAAUUUGACAGCAAGCUAAUUAGCAUUUGUUAGCGGCUACAGUCGGUACUCGGCACGUUAAAAGUGGGUCAAUGUUGUAACGACAUAACGUUACUGUACAAGCAAUGCUUAUUUAACAGUAACAAACUUAAGCCCUACAUGUUGAAAUUCCUAACUUAUUCAUCACACAGUCUUACCUCAGUCAACUUCUUCCCUCCUUCUGUGAAAAUUCAACGUCUCGGGCGCAGACACAAGUGGGCGGGGGAUGCGUUUGAUUAAGUCUCCUGGUUGGCUGGUGACAGAUUGAUGUCAUUAUAGCACGUCGGAGCGGUUCAUGCCAGGCUCGAGUCCGAUCCACCACUGAUGAGUUGCCCAAUAAGAAUCCAGAAUGUCAUCAAAAGACUUAUUUUUUUCUCAAUAGACGCAGGUGAUGUUAAAGCCUAUUGGCAGUCACGAGGCAGACUACAAAACCGCAGGGCAUCAAGGCCACUGUGGCCUUACGGCAGAUAUUUUCUUCCAAGGGCACAAGGCCAAAUUGAGAGGGCACGAGGGCCAUGGCCCUCAUGAAAUUCCUGUCCUGGUCAGCGCAGUUUAUAAAAUCCAUGAUCUCCAUUUACCAAUCGGUGCUCUUGGUUUACCGAUCUGUGGGCACAGUUUAAUAAUGUUCCAUCCUCAUUAGUUAUAUUAUACUGUGCAUUAACAUUCACUACCUACUGCAAUAUUUAUAUUCCUAUUUCAGUUGCUGGUAUUUUAUUAGUACAAUAUUGCUACUUCAGGUGAAGCACUAGUACUCAUUUAAGUUCCUCUCUUAUUUUGUUUGUACAUUUAUGUACAUGGCUGGUGUUUUUUAUUACUGUCUGGUUCUGGCUCUUUCUAUCUAUCUAUGAGCUGCUGGAACAUGUAAAUUUCCCCACUGAGGGAUGAAUAAAGUUUAUCUUAUCUUUCUAAAGUGUGCCCACAGAUUUGUAAACCAAGAGCAUGGAUUUCCUUCUCAGCAACUUUUUUUUUCCUCCAAGUUGUACCCCUCUCCAUAAGAUAGAUCUGAUUAUAAAUUGAAUGAAUGAAUUUAUUUAUUUCGAACAUGUAUAAAAAUGUAUGUAACUAUUUGUACAUACAAAAGAAAGAAAAUGAAAAAAAAGUGACAAAAAAAGAAUAAAUAAAAUAAAGAGCUAAGACAUUACAAUACACCGCACAUUGUUCGAAAAAGGAGUGGGAAGUAGUACAAUACUUUUUUUAAAUUUCCCACCCCUUUUUAACUACCCCGAAAUCCAAACUACAUUAAUACACCUAUAAAAAUAUAUACCAUAUAUACACUUCAUGAUUAUCCAUAUAAAAUUACAAAAAUAUAUACUACAUACCAUAUCCAUAUAUGAGUGAUUCCACGCUUAUGGGUACUGAAAUGGGGACAUGAACUUAUUCACCUAAAACCAUUUCUUUUUUUUACCAUCAGGUCACAAAACAUGUAAUCUUUAAUGAAUGAUAUGUUAAAAGAUAACUUUAAUUUUCUGAGAUGUAAUAAAAACAUAUUUAUAUGUCAAAGUCAAGCCUAUGAGUUCCAAAAUGAUGUCUGUUCCAUUACUUCUGUUACGAUUGUCCAUCUCGCGUCUGUUACAAAUUAAUUACAAUCUAGCUCUAUACCAUGUUAAUCUUAUUGAAAGAAUGUGUAUGUUUAUUCUACUACACGUUUAUUAAUAGUCCAAAGACAUGCAGGUUAGGUUAACUGGUGACUCUAAAUUGAGCGUAGGUGUGAAUGUGAGUGUGAAUGGUUGUCUGUGUCUAUGUGUCA